Lachancea lanzarotensis is the source of this 1914-nucleotide messenger RNA. RefSeq names its product LALA0S07e03026g1_1 (gene AMA1). Bases 1 to 1914 code for a protein of 637 amino acids. Gene Ontology annotation, molecular function: protein binding; ubiquitin ligase activator activity; anaphase-promoting complex binding. The record is from RefSeq and is a predicted model, not a curated record. The transcript has 2 exons. Lineage: Eukaryota; Fungi; Ascomycota; Saccharomycetes; Saccharomycetales; Saccharomycetaceae. Gene Ontology annotation, cellular component: anaphase-promoting complex. Gene Ontology annotation, biological process: anaphase-promoting complex-dependent catabolic process; positive regulation of ubiquitin protein ligase activity; positive regulation of anaphase-promoting complex-dependent catabolic process.
AUGUCUACAAGACAACAACAGCAACAUCAUUCACCUGUUGGCCACCAAACACUGUCUAAGGUUGGCAAAGAUAAAAUCGUUACCAGCACUCCAAAAGGUCGCAAACAGGCGAAAAAUACGGGCAGAUCCAAUGAAAUAAGCGACCGGUAUAUCCCAAAGAUGACUUCUGGAAUCGCUUUCAAAUCUACCCAUAGACUGAAAUCUCUGGAAACCUCGAUUGCGCGUCCGUCCGAAAGCACUUUGACAAUGGAGUCACCAUCACGAUUGGGCAUGUCGGCCUUUUUCCAAGACUAUAGAUCAACAAUUCAUUAUAACUCAAUUACCUCCGAAUCCUCAGUUGCAACCCCCAGCACUCAGGGCGAGAAAGCUGAGAUUCAGAAACUUUCCGAUUGUGAAAAGCUUUAUCGGCAACACGUAGCUGAUUCACUGGGUUUGAACUCGCAACGUCGAGUUUACCACUUUUUAGCCGCCGACGUGCACACUGCAAACACACCUGCUUUCAAUAAAAAAAAUUCAGCGGAACUCUACGUUCCGAACAACCUCAAAGUCGAUCCCUUACUCUCUGUACUGGCACCCAACCAAGUUCUCUCUUACUUAGUUGCUCAAAGUUUUUCGAAAAGUCUUAAAACCAGAAGCCUUGUGCCCAUAGCCCCCAGGCCCAAAAAAAAACCAAAAUCUCAUGUUCCAUACCGUGUGCUUGAUGCUCCUUCUCUUCGCAAUGACUUUUACUGUAACCUGGUAUCCUGGUCAAAGAAAACGGAUAAUAUCGCCGUAGGUCUAGGAUGUGCGGUUUACUUGUGGUCAAACACAAGAGGAGCCGCAAAUGUACUUCACUACUCCUAUUUGCAAUCACGAGAAGACUAUGUGACUUGUGUGUCCUUUUCACCGUUCGACCAGCACCUCGCCGUCGGUACAAAACAGGGGCGAAUACUGAUUUUUGACCAGCUUGAAGAGGAGGAGUCAGGCUUGGAAGCUGAUAAACCGAAAUGGGUAGGAGCAGACAGUUCAAUUUCCGGGAUAUGCUGUGUUGAGUGGAUUUACAGGGACGGGAGCACCUUUCUGUUGCUUGGUCAAGAGAAUGGAGCUGUACAUGUCGUUGAACUCAACGAACGUCCCGACCAUCUUUCAAGGGUCUCUGAAACCGGCCAGAAAUUCGAACCCAAGCAAGCAACCGAUUCUUCUUUAAGCUUAAUUGAAGGUACCACCGUUCGCGACUGGAAUUCAAUGGAUUUUAAAAAACGGCUGGGAAUGCCGCCAGGCAACAAUUCGGUGCUCAAGACCGUGGCAAAGCUAAAAGCCCAAAGCCAGCAAGUUUGCGGUCUUUCUUCGAAUAAGAAUGGCACACAGUUGGCCGUUGGUGGGAACGACAAUUCGUGCACAAUCUGGGAUAUUUCCGUAUUUUCGUCUGCCAGGCUUCAAUUCGUGCUUCCGCACAAAGCAGCUGUGAAAGCUGUAGCUUUCUGUCCCUGGUCUCAGUCACUUUUAGCGACUGGAGCGGGCAGUAAAGACCGGAAAAUCAGAUUCUGGCACACCAAGUCCGGAACUCUACUCAGUGAGACGAAGGCCCCAGGUCAAAUAACUUCACUAAUAUGGUCACUCAGACAAAAACAAAUCGUUGCUACAUUCGGGUUUGGAGAUGCAGAAAAACCAACUUUGGUGUCAGUGUACUCUUACCCAUCCAUGGAACCGACCUUGGAAGUUCACUCAGCGACAGCGCUUCGCGUCCUGAGUGCUGUUCCUUCACCUGAAUCCGGGUCUAUAUGUGUUGCUACAAAUGACGAGACAGUUAGGUUCUACGAGCUCUGGGACGUCAAAGACUGCACCAUUUUUGAAGCUCAAGAGAAAGGUAUCUAUGGAAGCGAUCUUAUUGAGUACACCGAAGGAAUACAGAACAAUCAUAAACUGCUAAGGUGA